Messenger RNA from Microcebus murinus (gray mouse lemur), 3478 nucleotides. RefSeq names its product nucleotide binding oligomerization domain containing 1 (gene NOD1). NCBI's taxonomy places the organism in Eukaryota, Metazoa, Chordata, Mammalia, Primates, Cheirogaleidae. The record is from RefSeq and is a predicted model, not a curated record. Gene Ontology annotation, molecular function: protein binding. Gene Ontology annotation, biological process: regulation of apoptotic process.
AAAAAAAAACCUCAAUUUUAAAGUGGAAAGGUAAAUUAAAUGCAGGCGAGACUCAAUUAUGGUAAGAACAACAAAAAAGUGACGAUGGGGGAAUGUCUGACAUUUGGAAAACAUGGUCCUAAAAGAAGAAGGUACAGAGAAGAUUCUGAGAUCUGGAAGUUCUGGAUUUAAAAAUCAUCCUGUUGCCAGUUUCAGUCAUUCAUUCCCCAUUUAGUACAAUAAUAUUUUCAAAAAAAUCUUUUCUUUGAUUUUGCAGAUUCUGUAAAGAAAUUGGGAGUUGAAGAUUUAAGAAGAAGAUGUUGUUUUAAAAUAUUCUGACAUAAUUUAAAGAAUGAUGCCAGAAACUUAAAAAGGCCCUGCAUGGAGAGGCGGGGCCCUGGAGGGAUGGCCCUAAAUCCUGCUUGCCCCUCCGCGGGGAGGACACAUGCCGCUGAAGAUGAAUUUGGGAAAAGUAGCCGCUUGCUACUUUAACCAUGGAAAAGCAGGGCCACAGUGAGAUGGAAAUAAUCCUGCCAGAUUCUCACUCCUACAUUAAAUUGUUGAAAAUCAACCGGGAACUUCUGGUCACGCACAUCCGUAACACUCAGUGUCUGGUGGACAACUUGCUGAAGAAUGACUACUUCUCAGCCGAGGACGCGGAGAUCGUGUGUGCCUGCCCCACCCAGCCCGACAAGGUCCGCAAAAUUCUGGACCUGGUGCAGAGCAAGGGUGAGGAAGUGUCUGAAUUCUUCCUCCACGUGCUCCAGCAACUCACGGAUGCUUACGUGGACCUCAGGCCCUGGCUGUCAGAGAUCGGCUUCUCCCCUUCCCCGCUCAUUCGGGGCAAAACUGUGCUCAACACCGACCCAGUGAGCAGGUACACCCAGCAGCUGCGACACCACCUCAGCAGGGACUCCAAGUUCACGUUGUGCUAUGGCCAGAAGGAGGAGCUGCUGCUGGAGGAGACCUACACCGACACCAUCAUGGAGCUGGUCGACUUCAACAACGAGAGCCUGGGCAGCCUGGGCGGCCUGGCCUGCCUCCUGGACCACGCCACGGGCGUCCUGGACGAGCAGGGCGAGACGGUCUUCAUCUCGGGCGACGCAGGCGUGGGUAAGUCCAUGCUGCUGCAGCGGCUGCAGAGCCUCUGGGCCACCGGCCAGCUGGACGUGGGGGUCAAGUUCUUCUUCCACUUCCGCUGCCGCGUGUUCAGCUGCUUCAAGGAAAGCGACACGCUGUGUCUGCAGGAUCUGCUCUUCAAGCACUACUGCUACCCAGAGCAGGACCCCGAGGAGGUGUUCGCCUUCCUGCUGCGCUUUCCCCACGUGGCCCUCUUCACCUUUGACGGCCUGGACGAGCUGCACUCGGACUUGGACCUGAGCCGCCUGCCCGACAGCUCCUGCCCCUGGGAGCCCGCCCACCCGCUGGUCCUGCUGGCCAACCUGCUCAGCGGGAAGCUGCUCAAGGGCGCCAGCAAGGUGCUCACGGCCCGCACGGGCGUCGAGGUCCCGCGCCAGCUCCUGCGGAAGAAGGUGGUCCUCCGCGGCUUCUCGCCCUGCCACCUGCGGACCUACGCCAGGAGGAUGUUCCCCGAGCGGGCGGUGCAGGACCGCCUGCUGAACCAGCUGGAGGCCAACCCCAACCUCUGCAGCCUGUGCGCUGUGCCCCUCUUCUGCUGGAUCAUCUUCCAGUGCUUCCGGCACUUCCACACCGCCUUCGAAGGCCCGCCGCAGCUGCCCGGCUGCGCGGUGACCCUGACCGACGUCUUCCUGCUGGUCACCGAGGUCCACCUGAACAGGAUGCAGCCCAGCAGCCUGGUGCAGCGGAACACGCGCAGCCAGGCGGAGACCUUCCGCGCCGGCCGCGGCACCCUGUGCUCGCUGGGGCAGGUGGCCCACUCGGGCAUGGACAGGAGCCUCUUCGUCUUCAGCCAGGAGGAGGUGCAGGCCUCUGAGCUGCAGGAGGGAGACCUGCAGCUGGGCCUCCUGCGCGCUCUGCCGGAGCCGGGGCCCGGAGGGGACCGGCAGUCCUACGAGUUUUUCCACCUCACCCUCCAGGCCUUCUUCACGGCCCUCUUUCUCGUGGUGGACGCCAAGGUGGGCACUCAUGAGCUGCUCAGGUUCUUCCGGGAGUGGACGCCUCCCGGGGAGGCCGUGGCGGCGUCCUGCUAUCCCUUCCAGUGCCUGGGCGGGGGCCGCCUGGCCGGGGAAGACCCUUUCAAGAACAAGGACCACUUUCAGUUCACCAACCUGUUCCUGUGCGGGCUGCUGUCCAAAGGCAAACAGAAGCUCCUGCGGCACCUGGUGCCCGCCGCCGCCCUGAGGCGGAAGCGCAAGGCCCUGUGGGCGCACCUGUUCGCCAGCCUGCGCUCCUACCUGAAGCACCUGCCCCGCGUCCAGAGCGAGCACUUCAACCAGGUGCAGGCCAUGCCCACCUUCAUCUGGAUGCUGCGCUGCAUCUACGAGACGCAGAGCCAGAAGGUGGGGCAGCUGGCGGCCAGGGGCAUCUGCGCCAACUACCUCAAGCUGACCUACUGCAACGCCUGCUCGGCCGACUGCAGCGCCCUCUCCUUCGUGCUGCACCACACCCGCAGCCGCCUCGCCCUGGACCUGGACAACAACAACCUCAACGACUACGGCGUGCGCGAGCUGCGGCCCUGCUUCAGCCGCCUCACCGUGGUCAGACUCAGCGUCAACCGGAUCACCGACGACGGCGUCAAGGUGCUGCACGAGGAGCUGACCAAGUACCGAAUCCUGACCUAUUUGGGUUUAUACAACAACCAGAUCACUGAUGUCGGAGCCAGGUACAUCUCCCAAAUCCUGGAUGAAUGCAAAGGCCUCACGCACCUGAAACUGGGAAAAAACAAAAUAACGAGCGAAGGAGGGAAGUGUCUCGCCCUGGCUGUGAAGAACAGCAAAUCGAUCUUUGAGAUUGGGAUGUGGGGCAAUCAGCUCGGGGACGAAGGGGCGAAGGCCUUCGCCGAGGCUCUGAGGAACCACCCCAGCCUGACCAACCUGAGUCUCGCAUUCAACGGCAUCACCACAGAAGGAGGCAAGAGCCUGGCGCGGGCCCUGCGGCAGAACGCGUGUCUGAAGAUAUUCUGGCUGACCAAAAAUGAACUCAACGAUGAAGUGGCAGAGAGUAUGGCAGAGAUGUUGAAAGUCAACCAGACGUUGAAACAUUUAUGGCUUAUCCAGAAUCAGAUCACAGCCAAGGGGCUCGCCCAGCUGGCGGAUGCGUUGCAGAGCAACACUGGCAUCAUGGAGAUUUGCCUAAAUGGGAACUUGAUACAGCGAGAGGAAGCCAAAGUCUUUGAAGACGAGAAGCGGCUGGUCUGUUUCUGAGACGCUGCUUUCCUGUGUUUGGGGUCUUUGCCCGGGGAGGCCCUGAGCGGCAAGUGUGUGUGCGGCCGGGCGCCUCCUGUCGGGUGUCUUCCCCGGCCCGCCGAGGGGGACUGCCAACCUCCUGCGCAGAGCGAGGGGCAGGAGACUUUGAGGAC